CUGCUCUGACAAGUUCUUAGUCCAAAACGAACUCAAUCAACUCGUUCUACUAUCAGUUGCUAACGUUGAGUUGUUUAUGGAUCUAAAUUCAUUCAGGCGAAGAUCUUCUCCCUCCAACUCCACAGAUCAACGCUUCCUCGAUCUUGGACGACCUCCUUCUGAGAGAUUCUGGUUCUCUACUGUGAAGCUUAACAGGAUUUUGGCUGCUUGUUUGACUGCUCUUCCACUCCUCAUCACCCUCUCCUUGAUCUUUGGUCACCAGCCGUCCGAUCAGGUCAUCGGAUUCGCCGACGCCAGAGUUUUGGAUGCUCAACCUCAACUAAAUAUCUCCACUACGGUGAAUGCAGGUUCAGUCGAUGAUCACUUUAAAGCUGCUGAACUGCCGGAAGACAAAUUGCUUGGUGGACUUCUUGCUGAUGGGUUUGAUGCAGCUUCUUGCUUAAGCAGAUACCAGUCUUUUUUAUAUCGCAAAACGUCACCCCAUAAGCCUUUUCCGUAUCUCCUUUCCAAACUUAGAAAUUACGAAGAUCUUCAUAGACGCUGUGGACCUCAUACACUGUCCUUCAACAAAACCCUGAAACAAUUUAAGUAUAGUCAUAGUAUUGGCUCCACAGAUUGUAAAUACAUUGUGUGGAUAUCUUUCAGUGGCUUGGGAAAUAGGAUUCUAACCCUUGCUUCAGCAUUUCUUUAUGCUCUUCUUACAAACCGAGUCCUUCUCGUUGAUCAAGGAAAGGACAUGGCUGAUCUCUUCUGUGAGCCAUUUCCAGAUAAAUCAUGGUUGCUACCCCAGGAUUUUCCUAUCACCCAUAAGUUCAAAGGCUUCAAUCAGGACUCUCCUCAGUGUUACGGAAAAAUGCUGAAGAAUAACAUCAUUAACACUUCAACAGAAUCAGUACCAUCCUAUUUAUAUCUCCAUCUCACUCACGAUUAUGGAGAUCAUGAUAAGCUCUUUUUCUGUGAUGAAGAUCAAGCAUUUUUGGCAAAAGUUCCCUGGUUAGUUAUGAAAUCAAACAACUAUUUUGUGCCGUCACUCUUUCUGAUCCAAUCUUUUGAACACGAACUUGGCAGACUAUUUCCCGAGAAAGGAACUGUUUUCCACCACUUGGGUCGGUAUCUUUUCCACCCCUCAGACCAUGUAUGGGGCCUAAUCACAAGGUACUAUCAAGCUUACUUAGCCAAGGCGGAUGAGAGGCUCGGAAUUCAAAUUAGAGUUUUUGAUACAGGUGUUGGUCCAUUUAAUCAUGUAAUGGAUCAGAUUUUGGCCUGUAGUCUGAAUGAGAAGCUGCUGCCUAAAGUUAACAUGCAAGAAUCUGUUGUCAAUCUAUCAGAAAAGCCUAAAUUGAAGGCUGUUCUAGUGACAUCUUUGAAUUCUGGAUACUAUGAGAACAUGAGGAACAUGUACUGGGAACAUCCGACUAUUUCUGGUGAUUUUGUUGGGUUUUACCAGCCAAGUCAUGAAGAGUAUCAACAGACAGAGAAAGGGUUGCACAACAGGAAGGCAUGGGCCGAAAUGUAUCUCCUCAGUCUGACUGAUGUUUUGGUCACAAGCUCAUGGUCUACAUUUGGCUAUGUAGCUCAGGGUCUUGGAGGUUUGAAACCAUGGAUCCUCUACAAGCCUCAAAAUAGGACAGCUCCAGACCCACCUUGUCGACGAGCAAUGUCAAUGGAGCCUUGUUUUCAUGCUCCUCCCUUUUAUGAUUGCAAGGCAAAGAAAGGAAUUGAUACAGGUGUAGUUGUUCCCCAUGUGAAACAUUGUGAAGAUAUGAGUUGGGGCCUUAAGGUGGUCGAUGGUCAUGAUGAGUUAUAAUCCCUCUUUGUUGCUGAAGUUCCUUACAAUUUUGGAUAUAAAGUAGAUUAAUUUUCUAUUGGAGGUCAGUGAUAGUGCUAGCUAAUCAUAAACUUGCAAUUUUUCUUUCUCUAUUGGCUCUGAGAAUGUUGCAAACUGAGUUCAGAGUCUACAAGCAGAUUGAGAAUGCGAUAAUAGAAGUUUUUUUUUUU
Messenger RNA from Pistacia vera, 1998 nucleotides. Its product is annotated as galactoside 2-alpha-L-fucosyltransferase-like. Gene Ontology annotation, biological process: xyloglucan biosynthetic process; cell wall biogenesis. Bases 77 to 1807 code for a protein of 576 amino acids. The transcript has 2 exons. Gene Ontology annotation, cellular component: membrane; Golgi apparatus. The record is from RefSeq and is a predicted model, not a curated record. Gene Ontology annotation, molecular function: galactoside 2-alpha-L-fucosyltransferase activity. Lineage: Eukaryota; Viridiplantae; Streptophyta; Magnoliopsida; Sapindales; Anacardiaceae.